Molecule: messenger RNA, 5504 nt
Organism: Betta splendens (Siamese fighting fish)
Lineage: Eukaryota; Metazoa; Chordata; Actinopteri; Anabantiformes; Osphronemidae
Gene: diras1b
Product: DIRAS family, GTP-binding RAS-like 1b
Exons: 3
Coding region: 214-810 (198 amino acids)
Biological process (GO): signal transduction
Cellular component (GO): plasma membrane
Molecular function (GO): GTPase activity; GTP binding; GDP binding
Source: RefSeq, a predicted model, not a curated record
ACGUCCUAUCUGCGAGAGGGAGGAAGAGAGAGAGAGAGUCUGCUGUGGUGGUGGUGCUGGAAAUCGGACGACAUGAGCUCUACAUGAACCGCGUAAAAUGCUUUAAGACGCUUUCGGCGUUUGUCUUUCAUCCGUCUAAACCAAGGGCGACCCCGAAGCGGAGCUGUACUUCACGACCAGGUGUAACGCUGUCCUAAGCCUGAGGGGGGCAGAAUGCCGGAGCAGAGCAACGACUAUCGCGUGGUGGUGUUCGGGGCGGGCGGAGUGGGGAAGAGCUCCCUGGUGCUGCGCUUCGUGAAGGGCACGUUCAGGGACACCUACAUCCCCACGGUGGAGGACACCUACCGCCAGGUGAUCAGCUGUGACAAGAGCGUGUGCACGCUUCAGAUCACAGACACCACGGGCAGCCACCAGUUCCCGGCCAUGCAGCGCCUGUCUAUCUCCAAGGGCCACGCCUUCAUCCUGGUCUACUCCAUCACGAGCAAACAGUCCCUGGAGGAGCUUAAGCCCAUUUACCAACAGGUGUUGGCCAUCAAAGGCAACGUGGAGGCUAUUCCCAUCAUGCUCGUAGGCAACAAGAGUGACGAGACCCAGCGCGAGGUGGAGACCAAGGACGGGGAGGCCCAGGCCAACCAGUGGAAGUGCGCCUUCAUGGAGACGUCGGCCAAGACCAACCACAACGUCACAGAGCUCUUCCAGGAGCUCCUCAACCUGGACAAGAAGAGGAACAUGAGCCUCAACAUCGACGGCAAGCGCUCGGGGAAGCAGUCCCGCGCGGAGAGACUGAAGGGCAAGUGCAGCGUGAUGUAAAUGCGGGGAGCGGCAGGGGGAGGGGGGGGGUGGAGAGAGGGCCGAGGGGAAGGAGCCGAAGGCGAGGCGAGGCGAGGCGAGAGACUCACUCGACACAUCACUGGGCGUAAACAUCUAGGAGGCGACAGGAAGCUCAUCAUCCGUCGCUCUGACUCACAAGCGCAGGACUCACGCGGACGGAGACUCGUCACAGACGGAAACCUGUGGACGUCAGCCACAGUGGGGAGCAGCGUGGGCGUGGGCCUCCGCAUCAUCCGAGUGCCACCAGACCCGAGACCCGACGUUCCCCGGCUGCUCUAAUCGCUCACUGCCUCUCUCAGCCCCCCCCCCAACUCAGCCCAGCCCACACCCAGACUCCUCCUCAUCCACCCACAGACCCCCUAUUAUAACAGCUGUAGAGAAGCAUAACGUACGUGUAACAGUUAGCGACGCUCGCUGCUCCGGUGGGAAAGACUGGAAGGACUGGACUCUGUAUAUACACACAGGAUAUUUAAAUGUAUUCCACUCCCUUCACGCGCGCCCCGUCCCGACUAGUAUAGCAGCCGCACCAAUAGGCUGACGUUCGGCGCAUUAGAGCUUAAAUGUGGCUAGAGGACAAAUUCACCCACGUUGUCAUGAGAACUCUUCAUUCUGAAAGAUAAAAAAAGACUCCUCAAGCUGUCAUGCUAUCAAAGACUCUCCAGUGACAGGACAUGUACACGCGCUACUGAUACAACGCAACGAUCCUUUUAAGACUCUUGUCUCGUUUGGGGCGGCUCUGGAGGAACUGAACAGAAAUAUGUCUGCCUUGAGGACGAGACACUGGGAUAAUCAUUGCCAAGCCGGCGAGAAAAAGAAACAGAGCUGGGAUUUAUUUUGUCAGGGGUGGAGAAUGUUAGUUCGCUUUGGCACUUUUUACGUGGAGGUUUCUCUUUUUUGCCUUUUGUUUCCGCAUUGGUUUGCUUUGAGAAGCUCUUUAAAUUCGUGUAAAGUUUAGAAAAAUAUAAAAGCACACAGAGGGAAAUAAUAAUAAUAAUAAUGAUGAGAAGAAGGGGUGGAGGUUAAAACGUGUCCGUGGAUGAUUCAGCGCAGCCUGAAUCUGUUUUCUGUUGGUUGGUUUGGUCACAUACACUCAUCCAGGCAUCAGUAAACAGGACGCAGAGUGAGUCACACACACGCACACACGCACACACACACACACACACACACACACACACACACACGCACACACACACGCACACACACACCGAAGCAAUCAAGUGUCAAACACACACACACACACACACACACACACACACACACACACACACACACACACACAUCUGCUGUGAUUGUCUGAGCAACACAGCUGUUGAUGGAUUACAUGAAAACAACCCGGGCUCACUCGGCCUAAAUGCCCUCACAUUGCACUUUAUGUCAUCCAAACACCGCGUUCAUUUGUCAUAUUACUGAUUUCUGCUCAUCACAGAACCUCCUGGAGCCGUUGCUCUACGUCCAAAGUGCAUAUUUACACACAGGAGCUCUGACUAUUGUACACAGCGUACACAGGACAGCCAAAAGCACAAUACUUUUUUACCGACAUGUCUGUUUGUACAUGUUUGUGGUUUUUUUCUUUGUGUUUCCUUUGUGCAAUUUCCAUUGCUCACGUCGACCCACCAGUCCUGAACACGGAGGAACAAUGGCAUCGUCGCGGGCAGCUCUCGAUGCAAGAAAGUAGAUUAGGGCCAAUGCAAAAAUCCGCUCUGACUUUAAACACACGGAAGUCAGAACCCGCUGGCUCUGCUCGUCUUCCGUCCUCAGCGGCCGCGGGUGGCGGUUCCGCUGGACGGCGGGCGAGCGAGCGAGCGAGUGAGCGAGCGAGAAGCGGCCUCAGAUCACAUGUUUACGUCUCUCCAUCUCUCAGGCGGAUGGAGGAGAACCUGCUCCGGUACUGUUAAAACCCAAAGACACGGACCAGUCGCCCCCUUUUUAACUGUGUCCAUGUGGAAGACAAAAAAACUAAAGAAAGCACAGCAACCGUUCUCUCCUUCUGUCUUCGCGUGCGGCGGAAUCAACAACUGGGCACUUUAGGGUGACGUUUUACUUGAAGAUCUAGCACCAUGUAUCAUGUCCUGAAUGCAUUGUUCACGUCCCCAAAUCCACGUAGAACCAUUUCAGCUGUGCGGUUACUAUAAAUAUUAGUAGUUCAAGUAAGAUGUUACCCAUGUAAAGCUAAUCUUCACCUGCUCUCGUUCUGGACAUGAGUCCAUUGGAAGCAGGAAAUCUUGUUACAGUAGGGUUCAGUGUUGCUAUGUACUGUAAUAUACGGCUUAAUGACGAUGCUGAUGAGAUAUUGUAUUUGACUCAUACUCUUCAGAUCUAUCACAUAUUACCAAUGUGAAUAUGUACCUAGCGUUUCCACCAUGUUGUGUACUGUACUGACCCGUUAGAAAGCAGGGCUCCGUUUAUGCUUUAAGUUCUAUUUGUGAGGUUAGGCUCUGGGCACCAACAGCUGGAAGCAUCCACCCGAAGCAACGGAGCUAGAAACAAUGGAGUGGAAGUGAUCAGCAGCGAUCGGGCCCAGCUGUGGUCGGAUCCGACGCCCCGCUCCGCCUCGGCCCCACGCGUCCGGUCGGCUCUGUGCAAACGGACGCGCGUUUGUUCUGCUGACGUCUGCAGGAGACUGUCGCUGUUCAUGUUCCCGCGUGGAACAUGAUACGCAAACAAUGAGGCAGCGUGCGAGCGCGGUGCGGACAGCGCGCUGGAGGGAGGGAGCUGUGCUAUUAAUAGAAGUAGUGGAGGAUAUGGAGGGCAGCUUCUCUAACCGUGGCCCAUAUAGGAUUCAGAUGGAGGGACUGUGGCGAGACCAGGGAGGAGAAGGCACGAAUGGGGGGGGGGGGGGGGGGCGUCGGUGGGUUUCUGGGCAAGAGUUGAUGCUGAUGCAUGAUUCAGGACCGUCCUCUUACAGUAUGUGCACAACCAGCCACCUAUUUGCAUUACUUUACCGUGUGUGUGUGUGUGUGUGUGUGUGUGUGUGUGUGUGUGUGUGUGUGUGUGUGUGUGUGUCUCAUCAAGUGUCUUGAAGCCUUCCUGUGGAGAAAGCCUACACAUUCUGCAUGAGUCAUCCUUCAGCGCCACACACACACACACACACACACGCACACACACACACACACACACACACACACACACACACACACACACACACACACACGAGGCAGAACAGACAGACUGCAUGACCUCUGUGAGACACGCGUGCAUCUCCACACACAUUACAUUCACACAGGCCUGCUCUCUCUGCUGUACAUCACCGCUCGGCCGUGGCUCAGCUGUCGUCCGCAUUCAUAUCGCGCCUUCCGUUUGUGUACGUGAACACGCCCGAGGCGGCGCCUGCUCACGCUUUCUGAUUGUAGAUAGCUGUAAAUACUGUUCAAAGGACUUAAUAUUCCAGAGAUGAAGGAGGAGGGUGUGCAGCGAGACGGAGGCUGUGGCCACGGAGGCGCCCGCACCUCCUCCUCGUAGGCAACGCAUCCAAUCAAAGGCAACACAAAAAUGACGACUUUGUACCGACUUCAGAAGCUGUUGUGAAGUUAAAUAGUUUGGUUUCGUUCCUAAGUGCGCUGUAAUCGCUCUGUAAGAAAAACAACACAUGUAUGGAGACCCAAAGUGUCCAAGGUUAGAUAUAUGAAUAAGAAUGAGAUCAUAUGAAUGUUCAUCCACCUAUUUUGGGGUUUAAUGCAUUUUAUUAUGUAAUAUAUUUUCUCUAAUAUAUUCUGUAAUGGCACUUUUAUCAACAGACUUUGUCCACUAAUCAAGCCAAUAGGACAGAGCCACCAUGUUACUCACGCAGCAGCUAAUUAUGUAAGUUUAUAUUUGUUUUAAAAGUUGGUAUUAACUGUCACUGGAACAAAUGAGACUAAAAUUAUAAAUAUCACCACUGCUGUAAAAGGUUAAUAAAACAACUAAUUGAUACAGAUCUGAACUCAGAUUAUUCCGGAACACUUUGGAUCUCCAUAGUCAUCUGUAGGCGGGCCUCGUCCUGGCGCUGGACUGGGACCAGACCAGCUCAGCUGUUUGCCAGUGAGGAGGUAUCAGGGUGAUGUGUUCUUCCAUAGCAGGAUAGGGAAACAUAACCUGGACACACAAGUCAUUUCUACCACCGAGGGCUGGUUACGGUCCUGUCCGGUCGAGCUUCGUGCCCGAGGAUUUGACGGCUGGAGGUCCACCUCAUCAACCUCUCCAGCUCGACUCCUUCCAUCUCGCUGGAGUUCCUCAGAUCCGCACUAGCGGUUUUCCUCAGAUUGACGGGCCUAAGGUUGAGCAUAUAGACUUCGUGGGUGAUGUGUUUGGUACUAUCCUGUCGCUCUGGCCCUUAAUUCCUGCAUGGUCCCUAUUGGUGUUCCAGCCAGCAUGAGAACAAGGACACAAACUGUGAAUCAUCUUUGUAUUUUUUAAAUAAAUUCCUCAGCAACAUUUAUGGCUUCAGUUUUGCAAAUGGUUUAUCUUGUUUUUGUAAAUUACUCUUGCGCUUUGUUUUUUUCUUUUUGGAUCUUUUUUUUUUAUUUAACUAAUUAUGAUGUAUAAAUAUUUAUUCUAGCAAUAGUCUUCCUAUUAAGAUAUACUGUGCUGAUGCAUCCUCUGAAUAACUGAAAAUAACAUAUAUAAAUAUAUAUAUAUACAUAGAUGAUAAUAAUCAAAUCUGCAAAAUGAUUUUCCUAAUAAAAAUGUGAACUGAG